Molecule: messenger RNA, 1846 nt
Organism: Bactrocera dorsalis (oriental fruit fly)
Lineage: Eukaryota; Metazoa; Arthropoda; Insecta; Diptera; Tephritidae
Product: protein yellow-like
Exons: 4
Coding region: 459-1763 (434 amino acids)
Cellular component (GO): extracellular region
Source: RefSeq, a predicted model, not a curated record
AACAGUUAUUGCAGUCAUUCGCCCCAUAAAAUCUGAAUUGUUUGGCUUAAAGUCAACAAAUGCAUUGCUGCUUACCAGCUGCCCAUUCGGCAGCGUCACAAGUAGGGAAACCAGUUGUCGAAAUUAGCUUAAAUAUAAUUAUGAAUAGACACAUGUGAAUGUAUGUACAUAUGUUUGUAUACAUUUAAUCUCACACUGUUGCUUUGAAAAAAAAUUGUAAAUUAGAUUGGUAGCAGAGCAAAUAUACCAAAACGCGUAAUGUAAAGUAAAUGAAAGUAAAUCAAAUCUACCAAGUACCUCUCCAAGAUCGUCGGUUGCGAUCAAAAAUUAUUGAAAUAUUACAUUCAGUGCGGUUUUCGGGUUAGCCACGCCCGGUGUGAAUUUUAAAUGCGAGUAGAUUUUCUUAUUGAAAUUAUUUGCUUCCCAGUUGAAGUGAAAAAUAAAUAUUUUUGUGCAAAAUGCACUUAAUUCAGUUGUAUAUAGUACUGGUUUUCGUCAACUUUUGUGCCUGUCCAACGGUCUACAACUACAAUGGUGGGUAUGUGCAACAAAAUCAGCAACAAUUCCAUAGAUAUAAGGAACUUAAUACAAUGUACGAAGCGAGAAACUUGGAGUUCGGCUUCCCCAGCGCAGCUGAGCGACAGGCAACGUUACGGGACGGGCGCUACAACCCCGAUAGUGCGCUGCCGAUCGAUGUAGAUGUCUUUUAUACGCCGCCCAAUGGAUCGCCUAUCAUUUUUGUCACAAUACCGCGUUUCGGUAAAGGCAUACCCUAUUCGCUCGCCUACUUGACAAAUGUGCAACGUCCUAAUGGCACUGAGCUGCAGCCGUAUCCCAGCUACGAUUGGCAUUGGUCCCACGGCAAGGACUGUAAUGGACUUACCUCCGUGUGUCGCGUGCAUAUCGAUCCGUGCGGCCGUAUGUGGAUACUUGAUAGCGGUGAGAUAGACAACGAACAGUUUUGUCCACCACAAAUCGUCGUUAUUGAUGUGCCUACAACUCACUUGUUGCAUCGCUAUCGUUUACCUUCGGAAAUGUAUAAAAGCACGGUCAGUCGUUUUGUUACGCCUUAUGUUGAUUGUACCGAUCCACCGCCACGCGGUGAAUGCAAAAAAGUCUUCGUUUAUAUGGCCGAUGCCACCGGUUUCGGUAUUGUUGUAUAUGAUGUGCAAAAUGCCCGUUCUUGGCGCAUAGAAAAUAAAUUCACCUAUCCCGAUCCAGAUUUCAGCACACAUACUAUAGCUGGUGAAAGCUUUGAACUUUUAGAGGGCGCAAUUGGUCUUGCUACAACGCCGUUGGGGUUGGGCUUAAGACGUUCGCUCUACUUUCACUCCUUCUCAAAUGAUGCGCAAGUGGCGAUACCAUUGGCUGUUAUAAACAACAGCACACUCUGGGACUUUGGCUUAGGUUCCGCUAUAGAGCAGUUCAGUGUGCUUGGCAAACGUGGCGUGCAAUGUGGAGCAUCAGCCAUGACCUCAAGUGGUGUGCUCUUGUGUGGCCACUACGAGCCAGUCGGACUGUUCGGCUGGAACAUACGUAACCCUUACACGUUUCAAACGCGCUUUUUGCUGGCUGAGAAUCCCAUUAAGCUGCAAUUCAUAAGCGGUCUAAAGGUAAUAAGAAAUCCUUGGGGAAAGGAAGAGGUUUGGAUGCUUUCAAAUCGUUUACAAAAAGUCUUCACCGGCAAAAUUAAUUACAAUGAGAUUAACUAUCGAAUAAUGCGGUGCGGUUUGCAUGAGUUGCUGCAAGGAAGACCUUGCUGAUGGGUGGGUUAGUGUUUUGGGUAAUUUACUGAAACCUUAGAAUAAUGUUUUAAUUAUAUUUAAGUAGUAUAAUAGAAGAUUUG